This is a messenger RNA of Homalodisca vitripennis (glassy-winged sharpshooter), 920 nucleotides long. RefSeq lists its product as uncharacterized. Lineage: Eukaryota; Metazoa; Arthropoda; Insecta; Hemiptera; Cicadellidae. The transcript has 2 exons. The record is from RefSeq and is a predicted model, not a curated record. Bases 138 to 602 code for a protein of 154 amino acids.
AUUACCUGAGAGUGAAUAUUAUUCCAACUAUCUCAUUUACUGUAUCGAUCUAUAAGAGAGAUAAAUGAGAUAUGGGAAAUGGGCAUGCCAUACGUAUAAAUGACAUAUCUAGCUGGUUAAUUUGACGAUCACCCGAAAUGUUGUUAAGAUUAAGUCUGCUUCUUGUUUGUUUUGCGUUGGCAACUGAACCGUACAACUCAGCUCAUCUGAAAACCCACAUCGGCCAUUGGGCAGAGAAUGCUCUAUCGGAACUUAAAACUGAAGUGCGAGGAGCAGCCGCCAGACUGCAGGAGCUGGUGGAAAGGAUCAACAGCCCUCAGGUGAGGAACGUGGCCGAACUGUACGAGCGGAACAGGAAUCUCUUGGACCUGUGCAAGGGAACAGCGGACUUGGACCUCGGAGGAGCAGGCAGCUGCAUCAAUAUUACUGGAGACAUAGCCAACAUCACUGCCCUCUUCUUCUAUGGCUACCAGCUUGGCUACGACUUGAGCGUUGCCGUCAUCCGCAUCGUGACCGAGCUUAACUCCUGCUCCACCAAGCCUAUUUGGAAAAAGUGGUGUUGUUACAAAAAACGCCAUCCAAGACAUCCAAAACACAAUUAAAGUGUAUUCACUGGAAUGUUCACAGUUCGUACAGAACGCAACGAAUGUCAUCCAACACAUUGAGAUUGACAUUUCCAAGUGUUUUUCAUUCACGGAGAGCAUUUCUGGAGAGUUGUUUGAAAAGAGGAUUGAACUAUGUAAGCUGGAGUUUGAUUAGUCGUUUUUUUUUGUAAACAUUGUGGGAUUGAGAAUAUAACAUUUGCAAGAUUUCUUCUACAAAAGACUCAUUUUAAGCUAAUGUACACACUGUUUACCAUGUGAACAUCUUAAAUAAACGUGAAAUACCAUUUGUCUUAAAUAAAUACUUUCAAAUUAAAA